Molecule: messenger RNA, 2294 nt
Organism: Equus quagga
Lineage: Eukaryota; Metazoa; Chordata; Mammalia; Perissodactyla; Equidae
Gene: TOM1L1
Product: target of myb1 like 1 membrane trafficking protein
Exons: 16
Coding region: 178-1611 (477 amino acids)
Biological process (GO): signal transduction
Cellular component (GO): endosome; membrane
Molecular function (GO): ubiquitin binding; phosphatidylinositol binding; clathrin binding
Source: RefSeq, a predicted model, not a curated record
GUCCCCCUGCCCCGGUGCCCCACCCGGCGCCCUGCCGCGGCCAGGCAGGCACUCAGCCUGGGCCGGAGCCCGGGAAGCGCGCGGGCGAAGAGGAGGAGCCAGGGGCCCGAGCGGGUGGAGCCGGGAGCCCGAGAUCGGUGGAGUCAGAUUUCCUGGGCCCGGCUCUCUGCGGCUACCAUGGCGUUUGCGAAGAGUCACCGGGAUCCCUAUGCGACCUCCGUGGGCCACCUCAUAGAAAAGGCUACAUUUGCUGGAGUUCAGACUGAAGAUUGGGGCCAGUUCAUGCACAUCUGUGACAUAAUUAACACUGCCCACGACGGGCCAAAAGAUGCAGUAAAAGCUUUGAAGAAAAGGAUUUCCAAAAACUACAAUCAUAAAGAAAUCCAGCUUACCUUGUCACUUAUUGACAUGUGCAUGCAGAACUGUGGUCCAAGUUUCCAAUCUCUGAUUGUGAAGAAGGAGUUUGUUAAAGAUAGCCUAGUCAAGCUGCUGAAUCCCAGAUACACCUUGCCUUUAGACGUUCAGAAUAGAAUCCUGAAUUUCAUUAAGACUUGGUCACAGGGUUUCCCAGGAGGCGUGGACGUAAGUGAAGUGAAAGAAGUGUACCUUGACCUGCUGAAGAAAGGUGUUCAGUUUCCUCCCUCAGAGGCAGAGGCUGAAAGAGCAGGACUCGAGACUUCUCAGAUCUCAUCGAAUCCACCAACCCCUGUUCCUAGUGCACCAGCUCUUUCUUCUGUAAUUGCUCCCAGGAACUCUACUAUCACACUGGUCCCAGAACAGAUUGGUAAAUUGCACAGUGAGUUGGAUAUGGUGAAAAUGAAUGUGAGAGUGAUGUCCACCAUAUUGAUGGAGAAUAUUCCUGGAUCGGAAAAUUGUGAAGACAUGGAGCUUCUGCAGAAACUUUAUAAGACGGGUCGGGAGAUGCAGGAGAGGAUCAUGGACCUGCUCGUGGUGGUGGAGAAUGAAGACGUAACAGUUGAGCUCAUUCAAGUCAAUGAGGAUUUGAAUAAUGCCAUCCUUGGAUGUGAGAGGUUUACUCGAAACCAACAAAGGAUUUUGGAGCAAAAUAAGAACCAGACAGAAGAUGCCAAUAUUACCAGUGAACCUUCUGCCCCGUCCUGUGAUCUCCUUGACCUGAGUCCCAGCCCCCCGAAGCCGAGGGCCACUCUGAGAGAACUCAACUCCGUGAAUGCUCAGCUCUCAGACCUAAAUUUCACUUCUCCAAGUCCUGCUGUAACGAACAACGUGAAACCUAGUCUUUGUCCACAGAUGGAUUUGCUAGCCUUGGAAAAUACAGAAACAUCCCUGUUUGCUCAAAGGACCAGCCAAAACCUCUCCUCAAGUCAUGCAUAUGAGAAUUUUCCAGAACAUUCAAAUUCAGUGUUACUACAGCCGGUUAGUCUACAGACCAUUCCAGCAACACCAUCAAACCAGACACUGCCGUCCUUGCCCGGCAAUCACCCAGCGAUGACAAAGAAUGAUCUCCAGCUACCCCAUUACUACGAGGUAAUGGAGUUUGAUCCCUUAGCUCCUGCUGUCACUGCAGAAGCUAUUUAUGAAGAAAUUGAUGGUCAUCACCAAAAAGGAGCUGAAAGUCAUAGUGAUUGUUGAGGUGCAAGUGCAUGACCAGCUCACCUGCUAGACCCUGUCCACUUUUGAGACCCAGAAGACAAGACCUACCAACACAUCAAAACCAUGGUGGAACAUUUCUCCCCUGCAAUAAUGAAGUUUAAACAGAAGAGUAACAGCCCCAGAGUAAGAUUUAUGGUUCCUGACGGCAGCUCAAGCUUUAUCUCAAAAGAACUUGGUUGUAACAUGAAUUCACUUAAAACUUUACAGAAGAAAAGUUCAUUGUACUGAGGCCAACCAGGUUACUUGUAGCAUCUUAUGUUUCACAGACCUUCCUACAUUUAGAAAUCACCACACAGCCAUGAUAAGAGGAGAUGAAGAUUAUUUCAUUACAAAAUAACUCUGAAUAGAUGUUAAGCAUGAAAUGUGAGAAACUAUUAUUCAGGAAGAAUACUGAGUGCCUUCAUUUAACUAAAGUUGAAUGUAAAAGUCAAUUUGCACUUCUUUAUAAAUACUACUCUUGUUUAGGAGUAUGAACUCUAAAAGCCGUGAUUGUAGUUUAAUUAUAUUUCAGGUACUCAGAUGAGGUCACCGGACUACAUCGGACUGCCUUUAAAUAGGACUCUUUAUAAUACUAAAUUUUUUUUUUCUUUUUACUGCAAUUUAAUAUUUCUAUUUGGAACAAAAACUACUGGAAGACAUAAUAAAUUGUGCAUUCGUUUAUG